Messenger RNA from Colletotrichum abscissum, 588 nucleotides. RefSeq names its product PRELI-like family protein. Gene Ontology annotation, biological process: phospholipid transport. Lineage: Eukaryota; Fungi; Ascomycota; Sordariomycetes; Glomerellales; Glomerellaceae. The coding region runs from base 1 to 588 and encodes 195 amino acids. The record is from RefSeq and is a predicted model, not a curated record. Gene Ontology annotation, cellular component: mitochondrial intermembrane space. The transcript has a single exon. Gene Ontology annotation, molecular function: phosphatidic acid transfer activity.
AUGAAGGUCUUCUCCAACGCAGUAACCUUCAACUACUCCUGGGAAGAGGUCUCAGCAGCAAACUGGCGCAAAUACUGCCCCUGGAACGACAAGACGACGCACGUAAUCGCCGUCGACACAAUCGGCCGCAGCGUCGACCCAGCCACGGGAAUCCUCCGCACCGAGCGCCUCAUCACCUGCAAGCAGUCCGCCCCCAAGUGGUUCGCCUCCCUCGUCGGAGGCGGCGGCGGCGACCCGGACGUUUCCCACGUCUUCGAGACCUCCUACGUCGACCCGGCCAAUAAGACCGUCACAAUGGUCUCCCAGAACCUGACCUUCGCCAACCUCAUCUCCGUCCAGGAGUCCGUCGUCUACAAGCCCGUCAGCCCGACGCAGACGCAGUUCGUCCAGGACGCGCAGAUCACCGCCCUCUGCGGCGGCUGGCAGCGCAUCAAGAACGGCAUCGAGGACCAGUGCGUGUCGCAGUUCCGCAACAAUGCGCAAAAGGGCAAGGAAGGGUUCGAGAUGGUCCUGGCUAUGAGCAGGCGGGUGUUUGCCGAGGAGCGCGAGCGCGAGAUGCGUGUCCGCCAGGGCGCUAUGGCAGCAUGA